CACGAAUUCUACACCACAAACAACUGGCCAGGUUUUCUACAAUGACCCGCUUCCAUUCAAGAACUCUGUGAAUGGUACAGUCUAUUCCUUCUCCACCACCUUCGUUUUCGUUAUUGAGUUUCAUAAUGGAACUUUUGGAGGAUAUGGACUUGCCUUUGUCAUUUGUCCCACGAGAGAUGAAUGGGACUGCUCCAGAUAUAGACCCCUCUCGCCUCCCGAAAAUUCCUCGUUAUCAUCAGCCAUGGAUUCAGAGUCCAAAGGGGAUUUUGACGAUCAGUUUGGUUGUAUCAGGAGUCAUCAUACUCAUUAUCUUGACUCUCAGCUUAUGGCUUUUCCUGAAGAGGAAAAAGUUAUUGGAAGUUCUUGAGGACUGGGAGCUAUGCGAUCAUGGGAUUGAUCCUCAGACCUCUCAUGUGGCAGGUACACUUGGGUAUAUUUCACCUGAGCUCUCAAGAACAGGAAAGGCAAGCACAAGGUCAGAUGUAUUUGCACUCGGAGUAGUGAUGCUAGAGAUUGCUUGUGGGCGAAAACCCAUAUUGCCACGAGCAUCGCAAAGCGAGAUGGUACUGACUGAUUGGGUGCUAGAGUGUUGGGAAAACGGAGAUAUAAUGCAGGUUCUUGACCAUAAGAUUAGACAGGAGUAUGUCGAGGAGCAAGCAGCACUUGUUCUGAAACUUGGCUUACUCUGUUCUCAUCCAGUAGCAACCAUCAGACCAAACAUGUCUAGCGUCAUUCAAUUCUUGGACAGUGUGGCUCAGCUUCCUCAUAACUUACUUGAAAUUGUCCAAGCUCAAGAAAUUCAUCGAGGAACUGAAACCUCAGGUGAAGCAGCUGAUUCUCCUGAGUCCAGUUCUAUUGCUCCCUUGACCUUCACUGAAUCCUUUGCCUCUCAUGGUCGGUAAAAAUUUUAAACCGAUAUGGAGCUGAAAAUGUAAGUCUGAAUGAAGCUGAUUGUAAUAAGUUUGCAAGUGUGUA
Messenger RNA from Arabidopsis arenosa, 975 nucleotides. The record is from the annotation of a GenBank genome assembly. Lineage: Eukaryota; Viridiplantae; Streptophyta; Magnoliopsida; Brassicales; Brassicaceae.